This is a messenger RNA of Punica granatum (pomegranate), 1615 nucleotides long. NCBI's taxonomy places the organism in Eukaryota, Viridiplantae, Streptophyta, Magnoliopsida, Myrtales, Lythraceae. The record is from RefSeq and is a predicted model, not a curated record.
UUAUUCAGCCAGCGAUAGCGACCUUCAAUGGACGGUCGACAUGAACAACUAAUAUGAUCGGGUCACGUGAGAUCACCAACCGUCAGUUCUCUGAAGUCAACAGGGGCCCCACAGACAGGGUUUAACUGCUAGAAGAAGACGGCGAACAUCCACCGACUCUGUUCGUGAAGCUGUCUGAGAUAACGGCAGGGCCUUUUGUCUCUCUGCGCAGGAAGGCGUCAUCCUCUUCAAAUCAACUCUUCAAGUUCAAGUUGACAUUGCUCGUGAAGGUGAUCGUCUUGUUCUUCAAUGGAGCGAUCCCGUCAAUCCUCUGAUGCAUUUCAGCUUUUCGUCGUGGUUGUACCUGCUCUUGCAGCUCCGACGAGCACAACCUGUUCGAUGAAUUUCCUCAUUGAAUUGUAAAACAACGGAGCAGAUGUUCAGCCGGGUACUGAAACUCGGAAGGUCCGUUCCUUCUGAUCGCUUCUUCAUCCGAAAGUUCUCUUGUUCGGGCUGUUCCAUCACUUCGCUUCAAGAUCUUCAGCAAGCAUUGGCGGUCACAGUCCGAACCAGAAGCUACCAGCAAAUUCCCGACCUUCUCAACUUCGCCGGGGAUCAUUUCCCGAACCCGAACCUAUUCUCGUUUCUAGCAGAAUUCCCUGACAGCUCCCGGAUCCAUAUCAUCGAUGAAAUACUGCAGGCUUUUAUCCCUCUCAGACCUCGCUCUCGAAACCGGGCCGCCUACUCCUGCCUCCUCUCCCACACCCUCCAAAGUCCUAACCCUUUCCCGCUCUCCCUCGCCAUUGUUCAACGCUCCCUUCGUUCGGGAUGCAGCCCGUUUCCCGAGGCAAGCGUGUUACUCUCUGCAGCGUGGUUGAAGCACUGCAGGGAUUCUCGUUCCGUUGCUGAGAUCAUGUUGGGUAUGAAGUCGAUCGGGUAUAGUCCUGAUACUGGCACGUGCAAUUAUGUCAUAUCGUCUCUGAGCUCGGCUGAUCGGUUGGAUGAGGCCAUGAAGGUCUUAAAGGGCAUGGGUGGGGCUGGGUGUAUCCCCGAUUCAGACACUUAUGGGAUGAUAAUCGGCAGGAUGUGUGAUGCUAGGAGGUGUUCUGCUGCCUUGGAGAUGCUGAAGAAGAUGGUGAAGGCCGGGCUAACGCCGAGGCAGGGGACAGUGGAGAAAGUGGCAGCUGCGCUGAAGGCUAGCAGGGAAGUCAGGAAAGGUGUCGAUAUGAUUGGGUUCUUGGAAAAGGAGGAAUGCUCGGUCGGGUUUGAAGUGUAUGAGAUCGCUGCAGAAGCUUGCUUAGAGGGCAAGGAGCCCAUCUUGGCUGCAAAGGUCGUGAUGCGGAUGACUAAUCGAGGCUUUAUACCGUACAUCAAGGUCAGGCAGAUGUUGGUUGAGGGCUUGGCUUCUAAAGGCGAGCUGGGCCUUGUUCAUGCUAUUAGGCAGAGAUUAACGGAGCUCGGGUCUUAGCAGAUCGUUGUUGGAUGAUGGCGCUUUUGUUUCUGCUUCGGCAUGUCAUCACAGACAUUGGCCAUGUCCAUAAUUUAUACACUGCAAUUUGGGAAGUUUUCUGAGAACUUCCGUGUUGCAUGUAGUUCCGAUUGAUUGGGAAAUAACUGCAGUUCGGUUAUCUGUUUA